GUUGUCACACCUUGCUCAGGGCUUGUACAGCUCAUGAAUGCCAGGUUUUCUUGGUCGUCAUCAAGGUUUUCGAGGUGUGAAGAUGGCACCCACCCAGUCACUCCGUGGGCGUCUACAAAACACUAGCCUUAAAGACACGAAUAUCAAUCAGGGGUUUACGCUUGGCCGCGCGGAUGUCAGUCAGAGGGGAACUUAAGUAAACUUUAGUUUAUUAAUGCUAACUUAUUGUAAGCAACGAGCUGCGAGCCCAGAAGAAGACACGGCCCCGAGCAAAGUGGACAACAUGGACAGACACGCGUUCCUUAGCGGGACUCCUUUCGGUGCAUUACACCCCAUGAUGGAGCUAAAGCCACACUGCAUCGCGCCGUAUCCCCCACCAUCUCCAAGCAGCUCACCGCCACUUUCUCCCGGCAUUACAAGACUCGCAAAGCCUCUAGCUUCUAGACCUGUACCACGACCAACUUCGCACUCCAUCGAGAGCAUUCUUAGUAAAGAUCGCGAGGAGAAAGUAGCAUCACUGUCGCCCCCUCCUGCCAUGAGAAUUCGUCCAUUUUACUUGCCGCCACAUCGUUACGACUACCAGCGUCUUUCCCCAGUGUACUGGCCGGGACUCUAUCAUCAUCCAUGGAGAGAUCGCAUUGCAGCCACAUCCCCUAGAUGUAACAGCACGGAGGACGACAGCAAGAGAAAGCAUACCAGACCUACCUUCAGCGGUCAUCAAAUUUUCGCACUUGAAAAAACAUUUGAACAGACAAAGUACCUGGCUGGACCUGAGCGUGCGCGUUUGGCGUAUUCUCUAGGAAUGACCGAGAGCCAAGUAAAGGUUUGGUUCCAGAAUCGCCGCACGAAAUGGCGCAAGCGACACGCUGCAGAAAUGAACAUAAAGCGAAAAGAAAUCUCCGGUAACGAGUCAAGCCACGAGGAAAGUGACAACGAGGGUGCACAAGAAAACGAUUCCUCAAGUCCUGAGCCCACAAAAAAGACAACGACUUGAUACAAGUUUAUUGAGUUUUUUCUGUAACUUGUUGGCACGACAGUAAAAUUCGCUGGCGUGCCAAAUUGCCUCGGUGGGUGUUUGCAGACUUCAAACAGCAGGUGUUUAAAGUGUGACUGCAAUUAUUUCAAAUUAUUGCCCCAUAAAAUGCAAUUAAGCUAUAGAUUUCAUUAUGUUUAUAAAACUCGAGAUUAGGAUGCAUAAAAAAAAACAGCAUUCCCGCUCCAUCUUUGGACAUCAUGUAGUCAGAGGAAAUGCACUUGUAAAAAACAUAUUCUGUAUCGACUUUGAAGAGCUCUUGGUAAGAAGAGCUUUUUUUAUAAAAUCGAGGAAAGGUCUCCAACUUCUAUUCGUAUGACGAAUUCCAACCAGAAAUGAUCAUCAAAAUGGUAAAGAAAAUCUAAUCGUGAGAAAUCCUUGUCUCUUUAUGAAUAACUAAGGUAUGGGUUUACGGAUAAUAAACUGUAUCAACUAGUGUG
Molecule: messenger RNA, 1473 nt
Organism: Nematostella vectensis (starlet sea anemone)
Lineage: Eukaryota; Metazoa; Cnidaria; Anthozoa; Actiniaria; Edwardsiidae
Product: homeobox protein Nkx-6.2
Exons: 3
Coding region: 215-994 (259 amino acids)
Biological process (GO): regulation of transcription by RNA polymerase II; cell differentiation
Cellular component (GO): nucleus
Molecular function (GO): RNA polymerase II cis-regulatory region sequence-specific DNA binding; DNA-binding transcription factor activity, RNA polymerase II-specific
Source: RefSeq, a predicted model, not a curated record